Messenger RNA from Planococcus citri (citrus mealybug), 643 nucleotides. RefSeq lists its product as uncharacterized. The coding region runs from base 163 to 582 and encodes 139 amino acids. Lineage: Eukaryota; Metazoa; Arthropoda; Insecta; Hemiptera; Pseudococcidae. The transcript is spliced from 3 exons. The record is from RefSeq and is a predicted model, not a curated record.
UCUACCGUAUUUUACAAUUGUAAAAAUAAGGGUAAUGAUACAUGGCAUUUAAUGUUCAACUACGUAAUCUGAUACUGAUUGGUGGAUCAUGGAUUUUUAAAAAGCGCUAGGUAUGCACCUUGUUUCUCGAGCCACAAUUUUAACAUAAGUUGAUGUCAAAAAAUGAAGGUUUACUUUGAGUUUAUUUUAAUAUUUUUAAUAAUUGAAAUUAAAACGCAUGCAUUCAUCACGGGCGAUUCGGAAAAUAUACAAAACUUGCCGACACCUCUAUCGAGCGCUGAUAAUAAAGAGCAAUCGAGUAAAGAAAGCGCUUUCACGCAAGAAAAUUUAGAACAAAUGGGUAUGGAGAUGGGCCAACAAGCUGCGCAACAAAUGCAACAAACGGGUAUGCAGAUGGGUCAACAAGCAGCUCAACAAAUGCAAGAGACAGGUUCGCAGAUGGGUCAGCAGGCUGCUCAACAAAUGCAGCAGAUGGCGAUGCAAGAAUUCAGUCAUGGGAUACAUAAAAUUGAGGAUAAAAUUGAUAGGCAGACCGAUAAAUUUAUCGAUGACAUGUCUCAACGAAUCCAAAGUUCUGUGUAAAUUCAUUUAGGGUCAUUUAUCGUAGUUUUUUUAAUGCAAUAAUAUAACGUUGUCAUACUUA